AUGGAGUGUGGUGGCGGCGGCGAGGGUGAGGAGUCCAGCACGGAGGCUCCUGGCAGCAACCACACGGAGUUUGCCGCGGAAGCCUUCGCAGUGAAGGUGGCUGAGCGGCAGGUGCGGUUAUUGGUGUUCGUUGCAUGUCACGUGCCUGUGAAGCUCUGUGGUCUAAUUCAACAUCCUCUUUCUCCUAGAUUUCCAGGCCCUCCACCUGCCAGCAGUGCGCCACCCUCCUAUGCCCCUUAUCCACCAGCGACACAGUCAUCGUACCCGAGUCCGCUGCCCCCGGCAUCCGUCUCCCAGCUGGGCCGCCAGCUCGAUACCAUGCACAUCAGCUACGGUUCCGGCAUGGCUCCCCCCGGCCAGGGGCCCCCGGGCUCCCUGUCCGCACCCUCGGGCCAGGGUCCUCUGCCACCUCUGCAGCCGUCCAUUUUGCAGCCUGGGUCUCAGGUUCUCCCCCCACCGCCCACCACACUGAACGGCCUGGGUGCACUGCCCAUGCCUCCGCCCGGCCCAGCGCCUCCGAAUGCCCAGCUGCAGCCCCCGCCUCUUCCAGGACAGACCCUGGGCAGUGGAUUCCCCCCGCAGCAGGGCAACUAUGGCCCCCAGAUGCCGGGCGCACAGCUGGCCUACCCUGGAGGCUUCCCCGGAGGCCCUGCGCAGAUGGCGGGCCCGCCCCCGCCCCAGAGGAAGCUGGAUCCUGACGCCGUGCCCAGCCCAAUCCAGGUGAUUGAGAACGACCGCGUCACCAGAGGGGGGCAGGUGUAUGCCACCAGCACCAGAGGCCAGGUCCCGCCCCUGGUCACCACGGACUGUGUGGUGCAAGAUCAAGGCAACGCCAGUCCUCGCUACAUCCGCUGCACGACCUACUGCUUCCCGUGCACGGCAGACAUGGCCAAGCAGGCCCAGAUCCCCUUGGCUGCUGUCAUCACCCCCUUCGCCACGGUGCCUUCCAACGAGACGCCCCUCUACCUGGUGAACCACGGGGAGGCGGGGCCCGUGCGCUGCAACCGCUGCAAAGCCUACAUGUGCCCCUUCAUGCAGUUCAUCGAGGGCGGCCGGCGCUUCCAGUGCGGCUUCUGCAGCUGCGUGAACGAAGUCCCGCCGUUCUACUUCCAGCAUCUGGACCACGUCGGCCGGCGGCUGGACCACGGCGAGAGGCCGGAGCUGUCGCUGGGGUCCUACGAGUACGUGGCCACGUUGGAUUACUGCAGAAAGAACAAGCCUCCCAACGCUCCCGCCUUCAUCUUCAUGAUCGACGUGUCCUACAGCAACAUCAAGAGCGGGCUGGUGCGGCUCAUCUGCGAAGAGCUGAAGACGGUGCUGGAGAGGCUGCCCAGGGAGGAGCCCGAGGCGCCGUCCGCCGUCCGCGUGGGCUUCGUCACCUACAACAAAGUGCUCCACUUCUUCAACGUCAAGAGCAACCUGGCGCAGCCGCAGAUGAUGGUGGUGACCGACGUGGCCGAGGUCUUCGUGCCCCUGCUGGACGGCUUUCUUGUCAACUACCACGAGUCCCAGUCUGUGAUUCACAAUUUACUGGACCAGAUCCCGGAGAUGUUCGCCGACUCCAACGAGAACGAGACCGUCUUCGCGCCUGUCAUCCAGGCCGGCAUGGAGGCCCUGAAGGCCGCCGACUGCCCCGGGAAGCUGUUUAUCUUCCACUCCUCCCUGCCCACGGCCGAGGCCCCUGGGAAGCUGCGCAACAGGGACGACAAGAAGCUGAUCAACACAGACAAGGAGAAGGUCCUUUUCCAGCCCCAAACCAGUGUCUACGACUCGCUGGCCCGGGACUGCGUGGCCCACGGCUGCUGCGUGACGCUCUUCCUCUUCCCCAGCCAGUACGUGGACGUGGCCUCCUUGGGCCUCGUGCCUCAGCUCACGGGAGGGACCCUUUACAAGUACAACAACUUCCAGAUGCACUUGGACAGCCAGCAGUUUCUGAAUGACCUCAGGAACGACAUUGAGAAGAAGAUAGGCUUCGACGCUAUCAUGCGGGUCCGCACGAGCACAGGUUUCCGAGCCACUGACUUCUUCGGUGGGAUCGUCAUGAACAACACGACUGACGUGGAGAUGGCGGCUGUCGACUGUGACAAGGCGGUGACGGUGGAGUUCAAGCACGACGACAAGCUCAGCGAGGACAGCGGGGCCUUGAUCCAGUGCGCCGUGCUCUACACCACCAUCGGCGGCCAGCGGAGGCUGCGCAUCCACAACCUGGCCCUGAGCUGCAGCGCGCAGCUGGCCGACCUCUACAAGAGCUGCGAGACGGACGCCCUCAUCAACUUCUUCGCCAAGUCAGCUUUCAAGGCGGUUCUGCACCAGCCCCUGAAGCUCAUCCGAGAGAUCCUGGUCAACCAGACCUCGCACAUGCUGGCGUGUUACCGCAAGAACUGCGCCAGCCCGUCCGCCGCCAGCCAGGUGAGCCCGCCCCGGCCGUGGGCCUCCUCGCCUGCACGGCGCCGGCCGG
Myotis lucifugus (little brown bat) is the source of this 2458-nucleotide messenger RNA. RefSeq names its product SEC24 homolog D, COPII coat complex component (gene SEC24D). The annotation marks the transcript as partial. The record is from RefSeq and is a predicted model, not a curated record. Gene Ontology annotation, molecular function: zinc ion binding; SNARE binding. Gene Ontology annotation, biological process: intracellular protein transport; COPII-coated vesicle cargo loading; endoplasmic reticulum to Golgi vesicle-mediated transport. NCBI's taxonomy places the organism in Eukaryota, Metazoa, Chordata, Mammalia, Chiroptera, Vespertilionidae. The transcript is spliced from 18 exons. Gene Ontology annotation, cellular component: endoplasmic reticulum exit site; COPII vesicle coat.